AUGACCAGCAUGAAUAUCGGGUAUGAGUUGCUGCGGAACAGCAGCAACCAGAAACCUCAGGCCCCAUCUUUAAACUUCACCCCUGAUCGCAUGAUGCCGGUAUCAACCAUGCAUCGCAUGGCCUUGAAAGCCAGUGAGAAAAUCAUGCUCUUGAUGAACAACACCCACCUGCUCACAAGGCAUCAUCGACUGGCCAACAUGAAUGACGUUCUUGUAUAUCUCACG
Candidula unifasciata is the source of this 225-nucleotide messenger RNA. The record is from the annotation of a GenBank genome assembly. NCBI's taxonomy places the organism in Eukaryota, Metazoa, Mollusca, Gastropoda, Stylommatophora, Geomitridae.